Molecule: messenger RNA, 820 nt
Organism: Drosophila busckii
Lineage: Eukaryota; Metazoa; Arthropoda; Insecta; Diptera; Drosophilidae
Product: putative odorant-binding protein A5
Exons: 2
Coding region: 29-682 (217 amino acids)
Source: RefSeq, a predicted model, not a curated record
GCAAGCCAGUUGGAUGCUUUAAGCCACAAUGUGUAUCAAAAGAUUUUGGCUGCUCAGUCUGUGUGCAAGUCUCGCCUGCUAUGCAGCAGGUCAUGCCACCGAAGACUCAGAAACCGAAGUGAGCAAGUUUCUGCGCCACUUGGAUGUUAUACCAGAUGUCUUGGAUAUGGGACCACAAGAAUUUCUCAAUGUUACCUAUGCGGGCAACAUACGCGCCGAUCGCGGCGUGGAGCUGCAGCCAAUGCAGGUGCGUGAUAAGCCCACAGUCAACUGGAUAGCGGGCAAGGAUAACUACUAUACACUCAUAAUGGUUGAUUCAGACUGGCCCAACAAAGAACAUCCCAAGCGCACUGAGUUUCUGCACUGGCUGGUGGUCAACAUACCAGGCUCAAAGCUGGAAAUGGGCGAUGUACGUGCUAGCUAUGUGGGCGCCAUGCCGCCAAAGAAAAGCGGAUUGCAUCGCUAUGUCUUGCUGCUGUACAAGCAGUCGGAGCAUAUGAUGUUUGAUUUUGAUAAGGUGCCCAAUCAUAGUGACCAGGGACGCACCGCCUUCAGCACCAAACAGUUUGCCAAGCUCUAUAAGCUAAAAGUGCCGCUGGCAGGAAAUUUCUUUACGAGCAGCUGGAGCAGCGAUGUACCAGCAUUGCACAAGGCCAUCAUGCCGGGUGAAAUCAAGACGUAGUUGCUGUCGAUUUGGGCAAUCAUCAAUAUAUAUUUAUAUAACAGUCUGUGUAUCUUUUGGCCGGUUUUUAGCGCUUGCCAAAGAAAUGAAUAAAUUAAGAUAAAGCCAGCGAAAUGCUUAGCUUAUUGCCAGUUGACU